AUGGCGAAAGACAACCCCAAGACCCAGCCGAAGAAGACGGCGGCCAAGCGAUCUGCUAUCGGAGACGUCGUCGCGCGCGAGUACACCAUCCAUUUGCACAAGCGAGUUCAUGGCGUCAGCUUCAAAAAGCGAGCGCCCCGUGCGAUCAAGGAGAUUCGAAAAUUCGCCACACAAGCUAUGGGAACCAGCGACGUGCGACUUGACCCCCAACUGAACAAAAAGGUGUGGGAAUCCGGCAUCAAGGGCGUCCCCUUCCGCCUCCGCGUCCGGAUCUCGCGGAAGAGAAACGACGAAGAGGGUGCCAAGGAGAAGCUGUACUCUUAUGUCCAAGCCGUGAACGUCAAGGAGAGGGAGGCCAAGGGCCUGCAGACUGUCGUCGUUGAGGACUCAUGA
Fonsecaea nubica is the source of this 393-nucleotide messenger RNA. RefSeq lists its product as hypothetical. The record is from RefSeq and is a predicted model, not a curated record. Gene Ontology annotation, molecular function: structural constituent of ribosome. NCBI's taxonomy places the organism in Eukaryota, Fungi, Ascomycota, Eurotiomycetes, Chaetothyriales, Herpotrichiellaceae. The coding region runs from base 1 to 393 and encodes 130 amino acids. Gene Ontology annotation, cellular component: cytosolic large ribosomal subunit; ribosome. Gene Ontology annotation, biological process: cytoplasmic translation. The transcript is spliced from 3 exons.